Nerophis lumbriciformis (worm pipefish) is the source of this 2304-nucleotide messenger RNA. RefSeq names its product leucine rich repeat containing 75A (gene lrrc75a). NCBI's taxonomy places the organism in Eukaryota, Metazoa, Chordata, Actinopteri, Syngnathiformes, Syngnathidae. The record is from RefSeq and is a predicted model, not a curated record.
CUCACGAGCCGAGGAUAUCAUCCAUAAUUCAGUCCCAGCCCGAGCAGGCAUUCAUCCAGGCUGACCUCCGCGGCGGGCUGGCGGCUGCAGGACUCUCAACUUCCCGUAUGCGACGCUCGCUGACGAUGGGAGACAAAACCAGUAAAAGACCGGACGGCGCUCGGAGGACGUAAACACUGCCAUGCCCUGCUUUCUGCGUCACCCCCCGGCUACGAGGAGCAGCCCGCCUCCUCCAUAGCGAAGGUGAAUGUUUGUGAGCCGAAGUUGUGUUCCGGACUAGCUGCGUGUUGAGCGGCCAUGAUGCAGGCAGCAUCCCGCGACCUCUUCCCCACUUGAGCGAGGAAGUUCUCCCGUGUGCGUUCGUCGUGUUACAGUCUAGUGUAAUUGGGGACACGGCGUCCAGAUGUGAUGUCACCUGCAGGCACUAAUGGAAACGCUCGUGCCUGACUGAGUGCCACAGCUGGGAUCAGGCUUGUUGUUACCACGCAGCUGCCAUGGGGGGCAAGCAGACCAAGGCCCAGGAGGCGGGGGGAGCCAGUCCGCAGCACAGCUGGAGAAGGACCCCCAGUAAGGAGCGAGGGGACCUGUUUGCGUCCCUCAUGCUGAAGUCGGGGGACAGGCUAAGCCGUGGCGGUACCCCGCCGCCUUACCAGCGCCGUAUUGGAAUGAUCCAGGAGAUGAUGCUGAUGGCCAAGCAGGGCAAGCAUGAUGAAGCCACGGAGAUGCUGAAGACCCUCAGACAGGACCUGGGCAUGGAGUCAACAUCACUGGAUGACGUGUUAUAUCGUUACGCCAGCUUUAGAAACCUUGUUGACCCCAUCACACACGACCUGAUCAUCAGUCUGGCACGAUAUGUGCACUGUCCAAAAACGGAGAGAGAAUCUUUGGGGGCGAUGGAAAAAGUCUGCCGUCAGCUGACCUACCAUCUCAGCCCCCACUCUCAGUGGAGGAGACAAGGGCUGCUCAAGAGGAAACCUCAAGCCUGUCUAAAGGCAGUGUUGUCCACCCCUCCGUCCAGCGGGGCGUUGGAUCUGUCUGGUAUCCCUCUGGCUGCUCGUGACAUGGAGCGUCUAUGUGCACAUUUACAACACCAUUCUUCCACCGUGGUCAGUUUGGAGCUGGGGUUCACCGAGCUGACCGAUGAGGCCUUCCUCCUCCUCCUGCCCACUCUCGCCGCCCUGCCUCGGCUGGAGACGCUGGCACUGAAUGGAAAUAGGCUGACCAGGAUUAUUCUCAAGGAGCUAACUGAUGCCCUAAAGGACCCAAACAGUUUCCCAAGUGUUACAUGGAUUGACCUGGGCAACAACGUGGACAUCUUCUCCCUGCCACAGCCGUUCCUGGUCAGCCUGAGGAAGCGUUGCCCUAAGCAGGGAAACCUUCCCACCAUCCUGGAGUUUGGAGAGAGUCAGGCCAGCGAUCCUCCCGAGAAGCUGAGAGGGAUGGGGGAAGACGAGGAGACUGACGACACCAACAGGACCGAGAGCAUGGCUGACCUGCCGUCGGAGGUGGAAGAGGAGCUGGACGGCGAGCUGGAGAUAGAGGAGAUGAUGGAGGAGCUGCGGGACUUUGACCGGGAGGUGCGCGGCAAGGAGGACGAAGACGAGAGCAUGUGGACCGUAGAGGAGCAGAGGAAAGGGAGGAGCAGGACAGAGAAGGAAGACGUGCAGAAGAGCGAGAGGACGGGCCAAAAGGCAGUGAUGGCAGUCGAUGAGGACGACACACAAAGCCGGUCCUCUCAGUUGUCUUGCUCCAGCCAAUCACAAAACUCCUCCGCUGCUGCUGAGCCAAUGAGAGCACAGGAGGAGGGCUUUGAUAAUAGGACUGACAAAACACAGCACUUGACCUGAGUGCUGCUCAUUUUGCCUCUCUGCUUGAAUUAUUUGUUCUCCUGUACUGAGGCAAGACUUCAACCAUUCGGAUUUAGCCAGCCGAACCAAGGUGACAAACUAUUGGUGAACCAAAGGAUGGCCGUGCUGGUGCAUAAAGAAACAACGUAAUGAUGCUCUUUGGUUUGGUAAGAAGCCUCUACUAAUGGCUGCGCAGUGGAACCCGCUUAAGUCGUUCACCUUUACGUCGACAAAACCGUCCACGUGGAACGACUCUGAACGAGAAAGUGCCAGCUAAAACUGACGUCACUGCUGUCUAGUGACACGUCAUUAAAACGAGCACGCUGACUUCCUGUUCAGUGCAAAGUCAGUUUCAAAAUAAAAGGAUGGCAAUGUUAGCUUGGAUUGUAACAAAAUGCAGCAUUUAAUUAUAUUUUGCAGAAGACUUUACACAUGUAUAAAAGCUUUAUAAAUGAAA